AAAAAACACUGCACAAAAAAAUAUGACCAAUAUACCACACAAAUUUUUCUUAUUUGAUUUUAUAUAUUUCACUGAUGUUGUGGUAUUUCUUUUGUGAAAGUAAAGCAGUCAAUAAGAAUUUGUUGGGAUGAGAAGAAACAAACAGUCUAGCUAUUGAGUAAACCUGCUGCGUGUAGCUCUGAUCACCUAAGAGACACCAACAGGCCAUAUGUCACUGCAGGACACUAAAGAUUCUUGGAGCUGCAUCAUUUCUCAAAUCAUAUUUUAGGCUGUGGGUCAGUGCUGAACAUCAAAGGAGAGGUGGAGAUGGAUGCUAUCGUGAUGGAUGGCAAAACACUGGCAAGCGGAGCAGUGUCCGCAGUACGCAACAUAGCUAACCCCAUCCAGCUAGCAAGACUUGUUAUGGACAAGACCAGUCACGCGUAUCUGACAGCCGAAGGUGCUAAUCAGUUUGCUCGAUCCAUGGGGAUCGAGGAGGUCCCCCAGGAGUCCCUCAUCACUGAGUAUUCCCGCAUGCGCUGGAGGAAGAACCUUGCACCUGAUGCCAACCCUGUGGAGUGCCAAAUGGGGAAGGCAGGCACUGUUGGUGCAGUAGCAGUUGACUUAGAGGGCAACUUAGCCUGUGCAACUUCCACUGGUGGGAUGCUGAACAAGAUGGAAGGUCGGGUGGGUGACACCCCCAUCAUAGGGUCUGGAGGGUAUGCUGACAACCAGUCAGGAGCAGUGUCCACCACAGGCCACGGUGAGACCAUCAUGAAGAUUACACUGGCCAGACUCAUCCUGUUCCACAUGGAGCAAGGUCGGUCGGUAGAAGAUGCCAGUGACUUGGGCCUGGCCUGCAUGCAGUCCAGACUUGGGGGGCUAGGCGGGGUAGUGACAGUGGAUCCUCAGGGCCACUGGGCUGCCCGCUUCAGCAGCAACUACAUGUCGUGGGCUGCAGCCCAGAGGGAUAUUGUGCACUAUGGCCAGUACUCUGGAGAACACUUCACCCAAAGCAUCAACUGAUGGAUGUUGUUGUUCUUUUUUUUAACUAUCAUUUUUAAGAGAGAAUUUGAUACUACUUGGACAACAAAAGAAAUUCAGUACAAGUUUAUCCGGGUGCUAAGAUAGAUGGUCAUUGUGCAUUUGAUUAAAACACAAAGUUAUAACACAAAAUGUUUUUAUCCGCAAAGGCUUACAGAGCCUAUGAAUUCUAGGCUGGAACUAAUUUCAGAUUACACUCUUAAAACUGAUCUUUAAUGCAGUCUUAACAUUGCCUUAGUGCUUGUGAUUGGUGAUUGCUAACAUACAUCAGGCCUAGCAAGGGCUUUAUUUAGGAUAAAUGGUAUUAAGCAAUAAGUUCAAAAUCACCAGUAAAUCAUGUGUAAAUGAUUGUUUUUGGCAGCAUUGUACAAGGGAGAAAGUCCAGACCGUAACCAUGAAUACCCAUGAACGUUUUUUUAUUGUAUGUUCAUUAAGUUCAGGUUUCGAGUGAGUCUGUGCAGGAAGCAAAGUGGACACGAAUCCUGUAGGUCCUGUACAGGACUUAAGAACUCCAAGCCAUUAAUUUGAUCUCAUUUCUUAAGAAUAAAAUUACAGAGUUGUUUAAAUUUCUUGAUUGAAAAAAAGAGUUUUCGUGAGAUUUCUUUAAAUGAAUGUCAUUUUGAAUGUUUGAAUGGCAAUCACUGCAAAAUAAAUUGGAAACUGAAAAUGUGGUGUGGGGACUUUAAAUAAACUGAAUCGAAAUAUUUGUGAA
Messenger RNA from Pundamilia nyererei, 1735 nucleotides. RefSeq names its product asparaginase and isoaspartyl peptidase 1 (gene asrgl1). Gene Ontology annotation, cellular component: cytoplasm. The coding region runs from base 307 to 1005 and encodes 232 amino acids. The transcript is spliced from 5 exons. The record is from RefSeq and is a predicted model, not a curated record. Gene Ontology annotation, molecular function: asparaginase activity. Lineage: Eukaryota; Metazoa; Chordata; Actinopteri; Cichliformes; Cichlidae.